AAGUGUGACGGCUUCCGUGUUGACCCACGUUUCUCACAGGACACACAUUUGUCCAUUAAUUUAAAAUAGUUAAAAUAAAAACAUUAUCAAGAUGAGGCCACUAACAGACGAAGAGACGACAACGAUGUUUGAGAAGCUGUCGAAGUACAUCGGAGAAAACAUAAAACUUCUAGUGGACCGACCCGAUGGCACCUACUGCUUCAGGCUUCACGAUGACCGUGUGUACUACAUGAGUGAGAAAAUUCUCAAGCUGGCCACAAACAUUUCUCGGGACAAACUCGUGUCAGUGGGAACUUGUUUUGGGAAGUUUACAAAGACCAAGAAGUUUCGCCUGCACAUCACAGCUCUGGAUUUCCUGGCUCCAUAUGCAAAGUUCAAGGUGUGGGUGAAACCUGGAGCAGAGCAGUCUUUCCUUUACGGGAACCAUGUGCUAAAAUCUGGGCUCGGCAGAAUCACUGAGAACACGAUGCAGUACCAGGGAGUUGUGGUCUACUCCAUGGCUGACGUGCCUCUGGGUUUUGGAGUCGCAGCCAAGACGACCCAAGAGUGCCGGCGAGUGGACCCCAUGGCCAUUGUUGUGUUCCACCAGGCCGAUGUAGGAGAGUUCAUUAGGAAUGAAGACACAUUAACAUAGAUCAAGAUGCCCUUUUCAUACCCAGUAACAUUCACUUAAGUGCAGCUGCUGUUUGCUUCAACAGUGAAGCACUCGGCUGAAGGCCACCUUGACAGCAGACAUUACAACUGGCCCACAUUUCCCUGCAUAGUCCAGGGACUGAAAUAAGGACCUCUUUAUUCAUUCUUCUUGGGAUACUGCUAAUCUGUUAUCCACAGGAUUCCCUUGUAACAGAGCCUCCUGAGGCAGGCACUACCAUGAUACUCCCCUUCCCCUGGGUCUUGUGUUCAAUCUUAUUACUUUUGUAAAUGUCAUUAUUUCAAAUAAAUCCAUAAUGUCUUUGUA
Molecule: messenger RNA, 958 nt
Organism: Thunnus maccoyii (southern bluefin tuna)
Lineage: Eukaryota; Metazoa; Chordata; Actinopteri; Scombriformes; Scombridae
Gene: nip7
Product: NIP7 nucleolar pre-rRNA processing protein
Exons: 5
Coding region: 92-634 (180 amino acids)
Biological process (GO): ribosome assembly; ribosomal large subunit biogenesis
Cellular component (GO): preribosome, large subunit precursor; nucleus; nucleolus
Molecular function (GO): RNA binding
Source: RefSeq, a predicted model, not a curated record